This is a messenger RNA of Sorghum bicolor (sorghum), 1018 nucleotides long. RefSeq lists its product as uncharacterized. Lineage: Eukaryota; Viridiplantae; Streptophyta; Magnoliopsida; Poales; Poaceae. The record is from RefSeq and is a predicted model, not a curated record. The transcript has a single exon. The coding region runs from base 156 to 650 and encodes 164 amino acids.
ACCCCCGCCCGCACACCCGCACACGGCGCAGCCCAAGAAGAGCCCCCAAAAAGAUCCACCCGAAAACUCUCCAGCCGCCGCGCGCCGCGGCCGAGUCAGCCAACGCAGGAGGGGAGGGUUUUCCGGGCCCGCGCCACACGACCUUCCGGCGGGCGAUGGACACCGAAGCCGCGGGCAUGGACGAGGCGGAGGCGGCCUUCUUCGCGCGCCGGGGCCGCCGGUGCUGCUGCUUCCCCUGGCCCGCCUCUUCCUCCUCCCACCAGCGGGUCGGCGGGGCGGAGGAGGAGACCUGGUGGCAGCGCGCGGUGGACGCGGUGCUCAAGGUGCGCGAGUGGUCGGAGCUGGUGGCCGGCCCGCGGUGGAAGACCUUCAUCCGGCGGUUCGGCCGCAGCGGGCCACCCACGCGUCCCCACCACCACUUCGGCGGCGGCCGCAAGCUCAACUACGACGCGCUCAGCUACGCGCUCAACUUCGACGAGGGCCACGGCGCCAGCCCCGAGGGCGACUACACCGGCUACCGCGACUUCUCCGCGCGCUUCGUCGCCCCGCCGGCCUCCGCCAAGUCGUCCAUGGACCUCGGCGGCCGCGACGCGCCGCCGCUCUUCAACCCGCCGCCUCUGCCGCCCCACGACGGAGCCGGCCGGGCCUGACCUCACCGCCCCAUCGGUCAUCGGAUCGGAGCAGAGGAGGAACGAUGGUUGAUUGGUCAAAGGAAGGGUGCCGAAACUAUAUCAGAAAAAAACAUGGUGUCCCUUUCAUCUUGGAUUGGAUUGGAUAGAUUCGACGAUUCCGCGGGCGGGCGUGCCCCGGUGAAUGGUAAGCGAGAUCGCUGCGACAAACAAUUCCUUCCUCCCCUUCGUCCGUUCAGUUGAUUGAUUUGGUUAGCCAGCCACUGUAAAAAUGAGAUUGCUAUUACAUUCAUUGUCGUUUUACUGCUGCUGUAAUGAAUCCGUUCAUCCUGUCCCAGUUUUGCCCCCAAACAAUUGAAAUGAAGUGCACAAAUUACUGCAAUUUUUUA